This is a messenger RNA of Pyrenophora tritici-repentis Pt-1C-BFP, 1896 nucleotides long. Its product is annotated as PTR2, Dipeptide-tripeptide permease. NCBI's taxonomy places the organism in Eukaryota, Fungi, Ascomycota, Dothideomycetes, Pleosporales, Pleosporaceae. Gene Ontology annotation, molecular function: transmembrane transporter activity. Gene Ontology annotation, biological process: transmembrane transport; oligopeptide transport. The record is from RefSeq and is a predicted model, not a curated record. Gene Ontology annotation, cellular component: membrane.
AUGCCUAUUGGUGACGCCGGUGAAGUUCAAGCUGUAGGCUUGGACCCCUCUCUCAUUGACGCCUCGGGAGACCCAACGCGCAAGCACCCCGAGCUUCACACAACUACUGCACCUGCCUACCUCCAUUCUGAGGGCAAGGCGACACUCCAAGACAGCUACCUCGACGAGGCCGAUGACUUCCCCACCACAGAGGAGCUCGCGACUCUUCGCCGUGUUCCUGCCAGGAUCCCGUGGAAGAUCUUCACUAUUGCCUUUGUUGAAUUGGUCGAGCGCAUGAGUUACUACGGAACUAUUGCUGUGUACUCCAACUUUAUUGCCAAGCCAUUAGUGACGCCUACUGGAGCUGCUCUUAACCCAGACGAUGCUGAGGCUCAACCUGGUGCCUUGAACAUGGGCAAACAGGUGGCUUUCAGCUUGACCACCUUCAACGCCUUCUGGGUCUACGUCUGCCCUCUCCUCGGAGCUUGGAUCGCCGACACGUACCUUGGUCGUUACAAGACCAUUCUCUACUCCGUCCUCGUUGCCGAGAUUGGUCACUUGAUCCUUGUCGCCUCCGCUGCCCCCUCUGUUCUCAAGAACUCGAACACUUCCCUCGGUGUUUUCAUUCUCGGUCUCAUCAUCAUGGGUCUCGGAACUGGAACAUUCAAGCCCAACAUCGCCCCUUUGAUUGCCGAGCAAGUUCCUCAGGAGAAGAUGCGUGUUGAGACCCGCGGUACAGAGCGUGUCAUUGUUGAUCCUGCUGUCACUGUCACACGUAUUUACAACUGGUUCUACUUCUUCAUCAAUAUUGGUGCCCUGGUUGGUCAAAUCAGCAUGGUGUACGCGGAAAGAUACGUUGGCUUCUGGCUGGCAUACCUGAUCCCCACCAUCAUGUUCAUUAUCGCUCUCCCAGUUCUCAUCUUCUGCAAGAAGUUCUAUAUUCUCCGUCCCCCAAGCGGCAACGUCAUGGGACCAGCUUUCAAGCUCCUCUUCAAGGCUCUCGGCAACGGAAUGAGCGUCAACCCAGUCACCACCUACAAGAACUGGAACUCAGGCACUAUGUGGAACGCCGUCAAGCCCUCCACUCUUGGCGCCAACAAGCCAUCCUGGUACAACUUUGACGAUGCCUGGGUUGAUGAGGUUGCUCGUGGUUUUGCUGCCUGCUCCGUCUUCUUCUGGGUCCCCAUCUUUUGGCUAGCUUACCGCCAGAUGGACUCCAACUUGACUCAAAUGUGCGGUACCAUGCAUCUAGGCGGUGUUCCCAACGACAUUCUCUCCAACUUGGACCCUAUUGCCAUUAUCAUCAUUGUGCCCAUUAUGGAUAGCCUUAUUUACCCAUUCCUCCGCAAGCGAGGCAUCCGUUUCACUCCCAUCAAGAAGAUUACCGCUGGUUUCAUCCUCGGAGCUUUUGCCAUGGUCUGGGCUGCCGUUCUCCAGCACUACAUCUACAAGACCUCCGGUUACUACGAGACCCACGACCCCAAAUACAAGUCCGGCAUCACUGUCUGGGCCGUCACCGGUGUCUACGUUCUCAUUGCCAUCUCUGAGAUUUUCGCAUCCGUGACAACUCUCGAGUACGCCUUCACCAAGGCACCAAAGAACAUGAGGUCGCUCGUCCAGUCCGUCCAGCUCUUCACCACCGCCUUCUCAGCUGCCAUUGCCCAGGCCUUUACUCCCCUCACCGCCGAUCCCCACAUUACCUGGAACUACGGCAGUGUGGCCAUCAUCUCCUUCGUCACCGGUAUCGCCUUCUUCUUUGCCUACCGCACUAUGGACAAGCAGGAAGACCAGCUCAACCUGCUGCCCACCGGUCACCUUGGCACGGAGGGUCAGGCCGCUGACAUCGAGGCACGCCAGAGCGUCAACGAGGAGAGGCGCGCGAGCCUUGCCGCAAACCACGCUUCUGAGAAGAUCUAA